AUGCCAUCGCACGCUCGGUCAUUCAGUAAUGACCGUGACUUUGCCAAACUCGAACCUAGAAAGAAUCGUCGCUCCUUCCCCAACACUGUCGACGACGACGACGACGACGACGGCGUGCUGAACAGCUAUCCUCCCACCACCUUCUCCUCCCAACAGCGCCACCUACUGUCUGCCGGACGCUCGGCCUCUGCCUCGGCCUCUGCCAGUAUGGCCGCCGCCACCGACGACCUGUACCGCGAUGAUCCUGAAGACGCCGAGUCGCAACGCCCUCUGAGCCCCAUCCAAGAGAAGCCCUCGCGAGGAGGCCGCGGCGCCCAGAAUGUCACGUGGAUGUCGCUGCCCCGAAAGGACCAGCUCCUCAUCCUCUUCUUCGGUCGUCUGGUCGACUUCCUCCAGAUCGCCUCGAUGCAGGCCUACGUCUUCUUCCAGCUCAAGUCGUUCGACCCGACGCUCUCAGACGCCCAGAUCUCCCAGCAGGCUGGUAUCCUGCAGGGAUGCUUCACCGGCGCUCAGGUCCUCACGGCUAUCCUCUGGGGUAAGGCUGCCGACGCCAGCUGGUGCGGCCGCAAGCCGGUCCUCGUCAUUGGCUUCGCCGGCACCGCCCUCUCCUGCCUCGGAUACGGCUUCGCCACCACCUUCUUCUGGGCCGCCUUCUGGAGGGCCUUUGGCGGCAUCAUCAACGGGACCGUAGGUAUAAUUCGUACCAUGAUCGCCGAGAUCACUGUCGAGAAGAAGUACCAGUCGCGCGCCUUCCUCAUCCUCCCCAUGAGCUUCAACAUUGCUGGUAUCCUCGGCCCCAUCAUGGGCGGCAUGCUCGCCGACCCCUCGGCCAACCUGCCGGGCAUUUUUGGUGAAGGUGGCAUCUUUGGAUACCGGUGGAUCCACGACUAUCCCUAUGCCCUGCCCUGCCUUCUCAACUUUCUUUUCCUCUCCAUGGCCACGGCCACCACGUAUCUGUUCCUGGAAGAGACUUCCGUCAAGCUCCAGGGCAAGCACGACAGGGGCCUCGAGCUCGGCGACCGUAUCCGGGCCUUCUUCAACUGCGCCGGCAGGGAUCGCAGCGGCUAUUCGCGCGUCGGCCACGGCGACAACGCUGUGCCCCUCGACACCCUGGACAAGGCUGGUGCCGAGAAGCCCAAGAAGGUGGGCGACGUCCUGCCCUUCCACCGUCUCUGGACCCGCAACGUCGUCUUCACCCUCGUCACCGGUGCCUUCUACGACUUCCACCUCGGCGCCUUCACCAACAUCUGGUCACUCUUCCUGUCGACGCCCCGCCAGCUCACGGCCGGCGAGCCUGUCCAGCCCAAGCGCCGCGACCUCCCCAUGCUGUUCACCGGCGGCCUCGGCAUGCCGGCAUCCACUGUCGGCGUGGCCACUUCGAUCCUCGGUAUCCUGGGCAUGACUCUCCAGGUCACCCUGUACCCUCCUAUCCAGGCCCGUCUGGGAACCAUCCGCUCAUUCCGCUGGUUCCUGCCCCUCUUCCCGCUCGCCUACUUCGUCGCCCCCUACCUGUCCGUCCUGCCUUCGACCUCGGAGGCUCCAGCCCCGGCGUCGGGCAUGGUCAUCUGGGGCGGCAUCGUCGUUGUGCUGCUCCUGCAGGUGACGGCCCGUACCUUCACGCUGCCCGCGAGCAUCAUCCUGCUCAACAACUGCAGCCCGCACCCGACCGUGCUGGGCACCAUCCACGGCCUCGGCCAGAGCGUGUCGGCCGGCUUCCGCACCGUCGGGCCCGUGGUAGGCGGCUGGUGGUACGGAUAUGGCCUCGACAUCGGAAUGGUUGCCUGGGGCUGGUGGCUCGUAGCGGCCAUGUCCGUCGUGGGCUGCGUCACCGCUCUGGGCAUGCACGAGGGCAGCGGUCACGAGAUCUACCUGCCUGGAGAGCGUGAAGAAGAGGAGUGA
Molecule: messenger RNA, 1899 nt
Organism: Geosmithia morbida
Lineage: Eukaryota; Fungi; Ascomycota; Sordariomycetes; Hypocreales; Bionectriaceae
Product: Major Facilitator Superfamily
Exons: 2
Coding region: 1-1899 (632 amino acids)
Biological process (GO): transmembrane transport
Molecular function (GO): transmembrane transporter activity
Source: RefSeq, a predicted model, not a curated record